UCCAUGCACGGCACGCGGCGUACGUCAUCGUUAGUCAUCUCUUGGCCUCCGUGCGAGCGAGUACCAUACCCACUCUGUUGAUCUGCGAGCGAGUCUGCCGAGCCUGAGAUAAGGUGUUGAAUCGACGAGCAGUAGAUGGUUUUAGAUAAUCCUUGAGGUUAUCCCCGCUCGUGACCGCUUAAAAAAAAACAAUCUAUUCGUGGCCGAGAGAGACGUCGAUGGUUAAGAAGUUCCUGACGAGGCUGUUGUCGCUGAACGAGCGUCUUCGCCACCACCCGCCGCCUCCCGCCCCUCCCUGCCCCUCCUCCAACGCCCUCCGGCUGCAGGGCCCCCCCGCCGCUCCUGAGGGAGGUUCGAGAUCCUGCGGAAGAGACUGGGAGUGCCAGAGCCUCGGGGCGCGGUGGACGGUGAUCAGGCUGCAGGCACGUGUGCACAGGGCUCUUGCAAGCGGCCCUUGAUCGCGGUGACUUUGGCACGGAGGUCGGUUGCCGCCGGCGAGAAAACAAGAUGGCCUCAGUUCCUGAAAUGCUUAUGGAUCAAAUCCAGCCUCCCUUGACCACCUCUGGAGGCAAAGUGUCGGUGGUUGGUGUUGGUCAGGUGGGAAUGGCCUGCGCCUUCUCACUCCUGACGCAGCACAUUUGCUCUGAGCUGGCCCUGGUUGAUGUUGCUGCUGACAAGCUGCGUGGAGAGAUGAUGGAUCUCCAGCAUGGACUUACAUUCCUGAGGAACGUGAAGAUUGAUGCAAGCACCGAUUAUGCUGUGACAGCUGGCUCUCGAGUGUGCAUUGUCACCGCUGGUGCCCGACAGAGGGAGGGAGAGUCUCGCCUGUCCCUCGUACAGCGCAAUGUGGACAUCUUCAAGGGUAUCAUUCCCCAGCUGGUAAAGCAUUCCCCUAACUGCAUCCUCCUCGUUGUGUCAAAUCCAGUGGAUAUCCUCACCUACGUUACAUGGAAACUGUCUGGUCUCCCCAAGCACCAUGUGAUCGGCUCGGGCACCAACCUGGACUCUGCCAGAUUCCGCUUCCACCUCUCCCAGAAACUGAAUGUCGCUCCUUCAUCCACCCAUGGCUGGAUUAUUGGCGAGCAUGGUGACUCAUCUGUACCUGUCUGGUCUGGUGUUAAUGUUGCUGGUGUGCGUCUGCGUGACCUGAACCCAAAGGUGGGAACUCCUGAAGAUCCUGACAAGUACAACGAACUACACAAAGAUGUUGUGAACAGUGCAUAUGAGAUCAUCAAACUGAAGGGAUACACCUCCUGGGCCAUCGGUCUCUCUGUCGCCUCUCUGGUGUCAUCUAUCGUCAAGAACAUGCGCGCCUGCUAUGCUGUCUCUGUAGCUGUUCAGAAUUACCAUGGUAUCGACAAGGAUGUGUUCCUGAGCUUGCCUGUGGUCUUGGGUGAGAAUGGCGUCACUCACGUCAUCAAGCAGACCCUAACAGAAGCUGAAAUGGCUCAGCUCCAACAGUCCGCUAAUACACUCUGGGAUGUUCAGGCUGGAAUUCAGUUCUAAGUGAAGAUACAGAGAACAUCCUGACUGUGAAUGUUCAGAAAGGGUUCAUGCUGUGGCACUGCUUGAAGGAUCUAAUUUCGAGGAGUGUAAAUAUACUGCCAAAUGAGAAGGAAGACAUAGUUUACAUGCUGCUAAUAUGCAAUAUUUAUUUUGAAGAUAGGAUGGUUCUUGAUUGUACUAAGGAUGAAUUAUUAAUAUGCAGUUUCAAUACAGUGUAUUUUGCAUUCUGCUGCAUGUGCUUUUCAUGUAUUCAGGAGUUCAUAUAGAGUAAUAACUAAUUAUGGCUUAUUGGUAUGAGAGAUAUAUGUGAUGAACUUUAGAAUCAUAUUCCUCAUCUCCAAUUUAACUGUAAGUCCUUCUCUAACUUGAUUUUGAUAAGAAAUUGCAUAUUUUAACAACACUUUAUAAAAGCCUUUCUCAAAAUAAAUACAAGUAUAAGUUAUAUAAUAGGGAUCAGUAUUACAGUUCUCAAGAUCUUGGCACUGAACACAUUAUAUUAUGUGUUUGUCUGAUUAAAUUUAGCAAAAAUGUAAUUCCUAAACCAGUAUUCUUUAUCAAAUAUAUCUGAUAUAUUUUGAUGUAUCAAUCCUCAUCCUGUUUCCUAAGAAAUUAAUAUAUAACAAUGAAAUUAUUAGCCAAAAAGUUUUUUAAGCAGACUAAUUAUACAGUAACUCAAAGUUAGGGUAGAAAAGUACAGGGAUUUUGUUCUGUUCAUUGCUCUCUUCCGUAGAUAUAAAAAGAGUUUACUUUAAUGGUUACUUCUGUUUGACUUUAAUGUUGACUUCUGAUAUAUUGAGACAAGCAUAAUGCAGUUUAUAUAUAUGUGAUAGAAAUAUUUAAAGGGAAAGUCAGAGAUUUCUGUUUCUUACCCAAAUCAAAAAUGGAAAUUGAAAGGUUUUAUUCUCUGUUGAAACAUAUUUGGACAUGUGAUUUAUUUAAGAACAUUUUAUUAGCAUGCCUAAACUCUGAGCACAUAUUGGAUAGUGUAUCAAAUUUAUUAUAUUAUAUUCUUUAUGUCUACAUUAAUAUGCUUUUCACUACAGUGUGAUAAUACACUACAAAUGGUG
This is a messenger RNA of Penaeus chinensis, 2573 nucleotides long. Its product is annotated as L-lactate dehydrogenase-like. The transcript is spliced from 9 exons. Gene Ontology annotation, biological process: carboxylic acid metabolic process. The coding region runs from base 508 to 1506 and encodes 332 amino acids. Lineage: Eukaryota; Metazoa; Arthropoda; Malacostraca; Decapoda; Penaeidae. The record is from RefSeq and is a predicted model, not a curated record. Gene Ontology annotation, molecular function: L-lactate dehydrogenase (NAD+) activity. Gene Ontology annotation, cellular component: cytoplasm.